AGAUUUUCGAGGGAUUGCAGUAAUUGUAUUUAUUGUGUCCAUGUCAUGUAAACGCACGCCUGACAUCACCGAGUUGCUGCCAGUGCGAGAGUACCGCUGCGAGCACUGCAGCGAUCAGGUAUUCGGGAACCAGAGCCACUAUCAACUGCAUCUGCGACGACGCCACAAUUUGGUGCCCAUCAACAGCGAGGUGGACAUUACUGAGUACCAUUGUCCAGUGGCCAACUGUAUUUACCAUGUCGAGCGAGCAAACAGCCGCAGUUUCAUGAACAUUCGGUUCCUGCGUCAACACUACCAGAAGACUCACAUGGUCAAGGAUUUCAAGUGCAAUGAAUGCAACGGAACAUUUCUGCUCGCACGUCAUCUGGAGAAGCAUCUGUGCUGCACAGUCUUCCCAUGCCACGUCUGCGGGCUCACCUAUUCCAGCAAGGCGAGCCUUGCCACUCACAUGCGACGCAAGAAUCAUCUGGAACACAAUGAGGUGCCAUCAACGAAAGUUGCGAUUCCCUCUUUAGAGUCAUGGAGAAACCAUCAGAAUUCUACAAAAAAUUAUGCUAGAAACAAAGCGGAGCCAGUUGGUGAUUUAGAUGGUCCCAGCGAGAAACAGAUAGCCCUAGUGCAUUCGCCAUACGGCAAGGAGCAAAAGACUGCGUCAAAUUCAACAAUUGAUGCCACAAUCAAAUCGGAGCCAGUAAGCCAUUUAGAUACACCCAUUCGGAAACAGAAACCAGUUGCUGUUGUAGAUGACCCUAUUGAGGAACAGAUAGCCCCAGUGGAUUCGCCUAUACAACCAUCAUUCUAUUGCCUGCCAGAUAUUGAAGUUCCCUUUGUGUUGCAGACUGCGACACAAACGGACGAUAGCAUCGACAUGGAUGAUGCCGUACAACAAGCACUGAACGUUGCCCUGGCGGAGCGUGCGAGGCAGGAGAGCGAACUUGCCUUGUCCAACUUCACUGUCGAGGAAGUGGAGAGACUGUUACGCGACAUGGAAACUCAAACGGAUGACGUUGAUUUCAAUGAAAUUGUGAUGAACAAUGCGGACGAGCUGGCUCCACUGCUGCGUGACACACAGACCCAAACGCUUGACAAUCGGCUCGACCAGGGCACAAUGACGGAUCUCGAUCUGGAGACGGACAGCGUCGUCUAUGGGGCAUAUCAAGCGGCAGAGCCAAUGUUUGGCCCACAGACCUCGGCACACAUGCACACCCAGACUUGCGACGAGCUGUUCGAGGAGCUUGGCCUAUCCCACAUCCAGACACAGACGCACUGGCCCGACGAAGACGACGAUGGACUUUACAAUACGCAGCAUACGCAGACCUGCGACGAGAUGCUCGACGAGUUGCUGGAAAACUUUCAGUCGACUUGUACGCAAACUGGCGGUUGGAUUAAGUGGCAGGAGACCGAAGGAGCUGCCAACUGAUAACUGUAUAUAUUAUUUGAAUCUGAAUAGACUUUUACCGAUUUAUGGAGGCUUCCGAACUUAUUUAAUAUAUAAAUACAACUGUUGCCAUCUA
This is a messenger RNA of Drosophila grimshawi, 1514 nucleotides long. RefSeq lists its product as uncharacterized. The coding region runs from base 41 to 1420 and encodes 459 amino acids. The record is from RefSeq and is a predicted model, not a curated record. NCBI's taxonomy places the organism in Eukaryota, Metazoa, Arthropoda, Insecta, Diptera, Drosophilidae. Gene Ontology annotation, cellular component: nucleus. Gene Ontology annotation, molecular function: DNA-binding transcription factor activity, RNA polymerase II-specific; transcription cis-regulatory region binding. Gene Ontology annotation, biological process: regulation of transcription by RNA polymerase II. The transcript has a single exon.